AGAAAGGACAAGGCUUCCCACAUCCUUCAGUGUGAAUAAAGGAUUCCGCUGAGCAGAUUUAAUACAGACUUCUGUCUGGGGGUCGUUUUGUAUCAAGGCUGCCUUUAAACCGAUAAAUAAAAGUAGUAUUUAAUAAGCAGCGAGAUGAAGAGCUGCUGGUAACUCAUUUCAAGAUUCAGCUGCUAUUUAUUUGUGCUUGAUGCACAUGUUUCUGCACAAUCCGUUUAGGGAACACAAGAAGAGAAUCCAAAACGGCUGCGGGGGAACAUUCAGCAAACAUGCCUACAGAAACAAUACAGACAGGUAGCAUGGUGAAACCAGCUAGCCCAGCUAUCACGUUCACGUCUGCGGUCCCUCUACGCAUAUUGAACAAAGGACCUGACUAUUUUCGCAGGCAGUCAGAACCCAAUCCCAAGAGACUCAGCGCAGUGGAGAGACUAGAAGCUGAUAAGGCAAAAUAUGUCAAGAGCCAAGAGGUUAUCAAUGCCAAACAGGAGCCAGUAAAGCCAGCAGUACUUUCAAAACCUCCUGUGUGCCCGGCAACUAAAAGAUCCUUGGGUAGCCCGACUAUUAAAAUGUUUAACAACAAUUCAAAGACUGAAAGCAUUGUACAAAGAGAGAAUUUAAAGCUAGAAAUCCUUAAGAACAUUAUCAAUAGCUCUGAAGGUUCUAGCACAAGUUCGGUGAAUAAACAAAAUUCUCGAAAUUGGCCUCCAAAUAGAUCUGACUCAGCUGACCUAAAUCGACAUUCAUUCGCAGAAUCAUUAAAGGUUUAUCCCACGCAAAGUCACGGCAGCCCUCAAGACAGCAACUCCAACAUCAGCAGAAGACUCCUGGAGAAGUCAAGCGAUACUUUUUUACAUGUUUCUCACAGUUCCUCAGACAUUAGAAAAGUAACCAAUGUGAAACAAAUAAAAGCAAUACCGUGCAGCAGUUCAGCACCACCCCUGCCUCCAAAACCCAAGCUAUCCAACCUCACUAACCUAAAGCCACCAGAGAAUGACAAUCUGGAAUCUGGAUGUGGUGUGAACCGACGGCCCUCUAUUCAACGUUCAAAAUCUGAUUUAAGUGACAGAUAUUUCCGUGUUGAUGCCGAUGUUGAAAGGUUCUUUAAUUACUGUGGAUUGGAUCCUGAAGAGCUUGAAAACCUUGGAAUGGAAAACUUUGCAAGGGCUAAUUCUGAUAUAAUAUCUCUAAACUUUCGAAGUGCAAGCAUGAUCAGCUCUGAUUGUGAACACUCUCAGGACAGCAACAGUGACCUUAGGAAUGACGACAGUGCCAAUGACCGUGUGCCCUAUGGCAUUUCUGCCAUUGAAAGGAAUGCCAGAAUCAUAAAGUGGUUGUAUAGCAUUAAGCAGGCUAGAGAGUCACAGAAGGUAUCUCACGUCUGAGAAAGUUCCAGCUGUAGUUUAAAGAAAGAGACUGUACCUUUUGUCUGUGAAUAUUUGGUUGUGAAGGGUCGUAAAGUCUACUUGAAGUCUUGUAAACUUUUCAAACUGCUCUGUGUUGCUUGUUCUGCAAUGUUUUUCAAGUUGCAUGCCUGUCAACAUGUGAACUGACCUGGCUUCCACUUGAACAAGACAUAUGAAAGCCUUGUUGAAUAUAUACACACGAUAUCUGCCAAAAGUUUAAGACCAAUUCAAAUGAAUGGCUUUUAAUGCUACACUGUUUACAUGACUAUGAAGGGUAGAGGUAGAUAACUUCCUGAACAUUCAUUACGUCUUAUUGUUUUAUAUAUAAAUAUAUAUUCUUUGUUAAUUCUUGAGUUUUUUAGAUGGCAAAGGAAAACCAGAAGUUGUCAAGUGUUUGUUUCUACAUAGGUUUUCCUGGUUUUUUUAUUAUUAUUAUUUAAAACAAUGUAGUUGGAACAAUUCAGCUGAAUAUCUAAGACAUAAUUUUCUCUUGCCCGGUAUGGGGCUAUCUCUGUUAAAUGGGGCUUAGACCGAAGAUUAUCUGGUAUUCACAUUCCAUGUAGUGUAACGGUAAGUUUUAGAAGCAAUGUUACAAUACUGUUCCCAACGCAACUUUAUUUUUGUACCCAUUUUAUUUCUUAGUCUUAAACUUUUGACAAGAACAAUGAGAUGCAAACUUCUGUAAGUUGCCUUUAACAAAGUAAAUCAUCAAACGUCUGUGCCGUCAUUUUUCCUAGCUAUAUCACGUGGAAUAGUGAGUGAACACAAAUGGAAAUUUACAGCCAUAUCAGUAUAUAUAAAUAAUUUAAAAAAAAAAAAUGAAGUACAGCACCUGGAAUCAAACAAAAAAAUUGUAUUUGUGGAUUUGCAUACGUUAACAUCUCUGUUUAUGAAUGCUUGUUCCACUUGAAAUGUACCGUCUUUAUGCAAAAUAGAUUUAUUUUAUUUUUCUCAUGGCAGUAUCUGCUGCACGUCAUCCUUUUGAAUUAUUGUUUAUUCUCCUGGCAUGUCUUUCCUGUGAGCUAUAAGCUGGUAUUCUAUAAAGCAGCUUUUUCCAGUAGGAAUGACUUGGAGAUGAGUGUACGCUACAUUGUUACAGUACCUGUGUUAUAAAGGUGUUGCAGUACUUUGUAAACAUCAGUAGGCCAAUCAAACCUUUUUUAUGGUGUAAAUGCUGUAAGGAUUUGUACAUACUUCAUUUGCUAUUGAAUCUUUGGGAAAAAAAAGUGUUAUGCUAAUAAAUAGCUCUUGUUGCAGCUAAAAA
This is a messenger RNA of Spea bombifrons (plains spadefoot toad), 2676 nucleotides long. It is a transcript of the gene FAM110B, whose product is annotated as family with sequence similarity 110 member B. The coding region runs from base 279 to 1391 and encodes 370 amino acids. The record is from RefSeq and is a predicted model, not a curated record. The transcript has a single exon. Lineage: Eukaryota; Metazoa; Chordata; Amphibia; Anura; Pelobatidae.